AUGAAACCAUUGGUAUUAUUACUACUAUGCCUACUAUUUUCUACGGCCAGCACAGCAUUCCGACAACAGUCGAUUGGUGUCUACGGGCGAAUCAUGUGUGAUGGGAGGUAUUACCAAGGCGCCGAGAUUAAAUUGUGGGACAAAAAGUUAUUAGGUCGCGACGUGGAACUGGCGGUAGCGACGACGCAACCCAACGGUUUCUUUAACGUUUCUGGAGGCACCAGCUCGCUCUUAAAAAUGGACGUCCAUUUGAAAAUCUAUCACAACUGCGAGAACAAAUAUGGGCUCUGCCGCCGUAAAGUCGACUUGGAAGUGCCGAGCACCUACGUGACGCGAACUUCACAAGUGGAGCGUUGGUUCGACGCAGGGACGCUGAAUAUGGCCUUCAAGUACCCGGACGAAUCGACAGAAUGCUUUGGA
Molecule: messenger RNA, 420 nt
Organism: Mesorhabditis spiculigera
Lineage: Eukaryota; Metazoa; Nematoda; Chromadorea; Rhabditida; Rhabditidae
Source: the annotation of a GenBank genome assembly